Bactrocera neohumeralis is the source of this 7084-nucleotide messenger RNA. RefSeq lists its product as uncharacterized. The transcript is spliced from 13 exons. Gene Ontology annotation, biological process: termination of RNA polymerase II transcription. Gene Ontology annotation, molecular function: RNA polymerase II complex binding; mRNA binding. Lineage: Eukaryota; Metazoa; Arthropoda; Insecta; Diptera; Tephritidae. Gene Ontology annotation, cellular component: mRNA cleavage factor complex; cytoplasm. Bases 173 to 6532 code for a protein of 2119 amino acids. The record is from RefSeq and is a predicted model, not a curated record.
UGGUAAAGUAAAUUUUCCUAAAAAUCGGUGAAGUGAAGUAGACAACGUCGUAGUUGAGUGUUACGUGAAAAUAAGUGAUUUAUAAUACAAUUAAAAGUAAAUUUAAAGUAAUAAAAUAGUGCUGAUUGUAUAAUUAAGUGACUUCAAGUAAAAUUGAAGGAAUUCACUUAAAAUGGAAAUGUCUGUGAAAACUAAAGACGAAAAUGAAGCACGUGUGGCAGAGGAAUAUCUCUCCAGCUUGUCUGAUCUUACUUGCAACAGUAAACCCUUAAUAAAUAUGCUAACAAUGUUAGCAGAGGAAAAUAUUGGAUGUGCGUCAGUUAUAGUUAAAGUGGUGGAGCAACACAUCGCUAAGGUGCCGCCAGAUAUAAAGUUGCCUUUGCUAUAUUUAAUAGAUUCUAUCGUGAAAAAUGUGAAAAGCACGUAUAUUCAUCUCUUCAGUCAAUGUAUUGUGAACAUAUUUUGCGAUGUAUUCGAAAAGGUUAAUGAAAAAAUUCGUGAACGUAUGUAUGCACUACGGUUAACUUGGAAUGAGGUUUUUCCAUCACAAAAACUAUACGCAUUGGAUGUAAAAGUGAAGCGGAUUGACAAUAAUUGGCCAAUCACAGCAAAGCAAGUACCACAGUCCAUCCACGUAAAUCCAAAUUUUCUCAAACCCAAUUAUGAUCUCAAGGUACAAGCCGGUGAUGUUGAGGAGAUAUUACAAGCCAAAACACGAGAACUGUUGGAAUUGAAAAAGCGUAAACUCGAACUAGAACUUGAAGCGACCAAAAAGAGCUUGGAAGAACAAGAUAAACAGUUGUCGAAAGUAACAAACGGCCUCAUGCCACCGGAAGCGGGCACUACAAUGGGCGGUUCGCGCAUGCCCGGCGUGCCAUCGCAAAUAAUGCCAACUGGCAUAAUGCCGCCUGGCUUGAUGUCUCAACACCACAUGCAUCCACGGCCAACACAUCCGACAAUUGUGGGUGGUGGAGCGGUGCCACCAGCAGCACUUUUCCAUUCAAAUUUCAACCAAUCCAGACCACAACAACAACCACAGCAUAUACCAGUUGGUAUGAUGCCUAUGCCGCCUCAGAAUUUCCCGCCUACGAGCACUAGCAACAAACCGAAAGUGCAUCCUGUAAAUCCCGCAUUAUUAAACACCAUAAGACACCGUGAUCCACGCUUGGCACGUCAACAGCAAAUGCAAGAUGCAACGCCAUCAAUGCGUGGCUCAUCAAAGUCAAACACUUCGUCAUCAUUGCGUGGCGCCGAUGAUACAAAUAAAUCUGACAAUAAGUCAUCUUCAGCGUCGUCUUCGUAUCGCAAUGGUAGCAGCAGCAGCAGCAGCAAAAGCAGUCGCGGUGAUUCGGGUAGUAAUACGAGUACGGAAAGCCGACGAAAAGGCAGCUCAUCACGUGAUAAGGAUAAGGAUAAAGAUCGUAAACGUAGCGAAUCAAAGAGUUCCACAUCAUCCGGUAGUUCGUGUUCCUCGGAGCGACAGAGAGGCACCUCAUCCAGUUCCGCAACUGGAACUACAAGUAGCCGCAGCAGUAAAAAAUCAACUAGUAACAAAUGUGAUAAAGACGCUUUUGAGAUUGCGCCACUUUCUACAACAUUCAAGCGUAAAUCCUCAACCACAUUAUUGUCGGGCAACGAGUCAACAUCGUCAAAAAAGAAGGAACUAAAACGCAAAACACACAGUACACAUACGUCACCAAACAGUAAGAAUCGUUCACGCAGUCGUUCGCCAAUUGAUAAAGCUACCGGCGCUGGCUCAACAGUUGGCGCCGGCGGAAGCGGCACAUUUUCGGAUCGUGAUGAUAGACAAAUAUUUUCAACAAAGAAACUGUCGAAAGCGAUCCUUUCUGAUGCCGAGCACGAGGAGGAGAUGCAGAAAAAUGCCGCCGCAUUAAAAGUAGAAAACAAAAACAAAUCUACAGCGCAACAACCGGCGACCACUGUUGCACUUGACUUCGACGACGAGAUGUCAACGGCAGCAGCAGCAACAACAGCAGGAGCGGCAAACAUAAUUAAAGGGAAAGAUGGAGUAACAACGUUCUUGAAAACUGAAACUUUUACUAAGCAUAAAGUUGAUACAGAUGAUAAUAAUGAUGAAGGUGUUGGUAGUGGUGGUGGUGGUGGUGUUAUUAGUGUUAGCGGUAGUGUUAAUGCUAAGCGUCACAGCAGCCUUGACACUAAGGAACAGCUAGAAAGCAAGCAUAAAGCGGAGCUAUUGUCGCCAGAUACAAUGGAAAUUGAUAAAGCCGAUAGCGAUGAGAAGAAACGUGUCUCCACAUCAAGAACAGAUCUUGAAGAACCAUUGGCCAAGAAGAUUAAGCAAGCCAAAUUCGAUGCAUUAUUUGGAGACGAAGAUGUAGACUUGCGUACUUGCAUACCACCGCAGAUGCUAGCCGUACAACAGCUACAACAUAAAUCACAACAAGAUAGUAAGUCGCCAACACCACCACCUCCUCCAUUUAUAACAGAGGAACAGAAUGCGGAGAGUUGGAAUAACUUGAAGACCUCAAAAAAUACGAAAGCAACAUCAUCACCUACGAAGAAAGCAUCGACUUUGGAUGACGUGCGUGCCAAACUGGCAAAAGCAACUAAAUACAGUAAAUUUAAUAAAUCCGAAAAGUUAAGUAAGGAUAUUACCCAGCGUGUUAAACUAUCAGAGCCACAAUUAAACGAUGACUCUCAGGAUGCCAACGACGAAAAAAUACGUACGAUUGUAGCACAGGCACAGGAGCUGCUAGAAACUAACUCUAUCAAUCAGGAUCAAUAUAAGAAUCUUAUGCAGAAAGUAAUGUCAAUCAAUGAGACGAGCAAAUUGAAAGAGGCAAAGAAACGUGAAUCGCUUGAAGGCAGUGCUGCAACGAAAUCCAAGCAAAUUGAAGAGGACGAGGAAACUGCAGAAGAACAACGUGCCGCAGCGGCACGUGAAGCUGUUCUUAAGAAGCGUAUACCAAAAUUACGCAGGCCUUCAGCCCCUACAAGCGACAAUAAUGCCAAUAAUUCCAUGCCUACCACUGAACUAGUCAAUAGCAAUUCCUCAACAACACGUUCGCCCAUUUAUGAUGAGCGUAGCAAUGACAAUAGCGAUAUAGCUGCUUUACAGCGCUCCAAGCCGCAAAGGGAGAAACGCUUAAAACCAACAAAAUGGGGUGAAAAAGUGGAUGGCGUUGCCAUCGCAGCUAAUAUGCCAGGCAAUUCAAAUCCACCUAAAUCAUGGACUAAGGGUAAUAUGAUGCGACCACAUCCAAAUAUCGGCGGCUACCGUGGUGGACCACCGCCAAAUAUGCCCAUCAUGCAUCCGCAAAUGCCUUGGCAAAUGCAACUGCCACCUGUUGUUGCGCCCGGUGGGCCGCCAUUUGUGAAUUCUGGCCCGAUGAUACGUAGCAGCGUACCACCGCCUCCACAAGCACCAAUGGUGCCGAUUAUACCACUACCACCUAACAUACCGAAACCGUGCAACUCUAUUGAUAAUCCGCAGGCCGAUUUAGUGCGCACCAUCACGAUAGAUGGACUCUCGAAGGAGAUACGCAUUUACGAUCAGGUAGCCAUUGUGUUCAUGGAAUUGGAUCAGCCACGAGAAAUCGGUUUUCAAGCGGGUCAACGUUCGAUUAUCAUUGAUGAUGAGCCACCAAUAGCGUUGCAAUUCAAUGAUGAUUAUAAAACGUUCAGCAUUAACGGUCAGCCACAUCGUUUGCGUUUCGGGUUCCCGUCGCGCGAACUGUACAUUGAUGAUCAGUGGUAUGAGAUAUAUUUCGGUGGACCGCCCGUCUCGAUUCCCUUACAAAAUAGAAUACAUAUACUUAAAGCUGAAGGCCCGCCACCACAAGUGAAUAUCGGUGCGCUGCGUCGAGAUUUGGUUGUGGGUAAGAUCAAUAUGAUUGUUGAUGCACACAUUGUCAUACCAUUGUUCCUGGAUGCGAAACCGCAAAGUUUUAAAUUGGGAAACCAAGAUCACACUGUACAAUUUGCUGAUAACCUAUUGACAGUAUUGCUGGAUGGCGAGCCCGCCAAAGUGGAGUAUGGCGGUUUGCCGAAGAGCUACGUACUAGGGGGUAUAAGUUACUUCAUACGGUUCGGCGCUUUGCCGCAAGGUUUGAAAGCAGGACAAAUCGUAGUUAAGGAUAUGAUUUAUGUGAAAACCGAACCGCCGGCUCCGGAAUCAAUACAAACAAUCGCGCCAGCUAUUCAGGCAAUUGACGAACCGCUACCUGAGAGUACACAAAAAGAUAUUGAUAAUAAGACUGAGCCGGAAAAAGAAAAACAAGAAAAUAUUAUGGACGCAGCGGAAAAUGUUCAAUUGGAGGCAUCGUCAACUAAAACACCCGAAAGUGUAGAAACAACGAGCACAGUUAGUGAACCAGAAGUGGUUGGUACAGCAGGCAGUGGCAAUUCGGCUAUACCAAUAUUCUCUGCCACGGCAUUGAAUAAAAUUAAUAUCGAUGAGCUGUUCCAGAAACUAGUAUCCUCUGGUAUUUUGGGUGGAGCGGGCAAUGUUAUAGCAUCUAGUAACAAGGAUGCCGGUAUUUUGCCCUCAGCUGCCGCGCCUGAGGAGGAGCCACCUCAACCGGUUGCUAUACGCCCAAUCGACCUGACCAAAUCGGAAACGAUUAAAACACGCCAAUUGGCAAUUGUCGAUACAUUAUUCUCUGGUAUGCAAUGCAGCAGUUGUGGUGUGCGCUUUCCACCCGAGCAAACUAUCAAAUAUAGUCAGCAUUUAGAUUGGCAUUUCCGACAGAAUCGGCGCGAACGAGACCUGUCGCGGAAGGCACAUUCGCGUAAAUGGUAUUAUGAUCUAGCCGACUGGGUGCAAUAUGAGGAAAUUGAGGAUUUAGAAGAACGUGAAAAGAACUUUUUCGAAUCGCAGCAAAAUGAUGUGGAAGCAUCGGACGAGACGUCAAAUCAAAAGUGGCUAAAUUCACCGGUACCGCUUAGUUGUCCGGCUUUACCAGAAGAUGUCGAUCGUGUCUGCGAUAUGUGUCAAGAGAAGUUCGAACAAUUUUAUCACGAGGAAACUGAGGAAUGGCAUUUGCGCAAUGCCAUUCGCGUGGAAGAUAAAAUAUAUCAUCCGUUAUGCUACGAAGACUACAAGGCUGCAUUGAAUGCUAAAGUUGAAGAAAUAGAGGAAAAGGAGAAAGACAAGGCUGCAGAGGAGACAAAUACCGAUGAUGAUAUGAUUAUCAAAAUUGAAGGUGAUGACCAUAGCGAUGUUGAAGGUGUAAAAUCAACUGACAAUGUUCCGGAAGACGACGACGAUGAUGUUAUCGUAUUGCCUAAUGAGGAACCCUCUGUGACAGAAAUUGACGAUGACGAUGAAUAUGUACCGGAAAGUGUACCGCCAAUCGCAGAUAAAGAUUCCAUUGACAUUGACACUGAAAAUAAUGUCGCAGAAUCAGUAGACGCAGAUGCAGAUGAGGAUGCCGCUGGAUCAGAUGUGGAAAUACAAGAGCCGCACAUUCCAUUCACAGACUUGGAUACAUAUGUGGAAAAGGAACAACCGGAUACCGACGAAACUUCACAAAUGUCAUUCUUUAAUGUGAAAAUUAAAGAAGAACCAAAGGAUGAUGAUGAGGAUGAAGAUGACGGUUUUGAGGAUGUUGGUACUGUGCUGAUACCACCUGAUGAAGAGAUCUCCAUACAGAGCAGUGAAGAAACACAAACCCAAACGAUUGCGUCUUCGACGUCGGGCAUGUCGCCUACUGCCGAACGGCCACCCUCCUCACAAUCACUUGUUCAAGUCGAUACAACGGAAUUCGCUGAGGGCACUAGUACAAAUACAGUAACCGCAACUCCGAUUGAUUUGAAUACCUCGAUUGAUGGCAAUCUCGGCAGCGAAGAUGAACAUAAUUUAUCCACAGUUGGUCCAUCACCUGCGAUACCAUUGGCUAGCUUAGUUAAUAAAAUUAAAAUAAAUAUAGCUAAGAAUAGUAUAACAGCAAAUAAUAGUAGUACUAGUAAUAAUAGUAAUAGUAAUAAUGGUGGUAGCGCCUCCGCGACCGGCACAACAUCUGUAACGGCGGUCAACAACAUGCUGAUCAGUCCAACCAAAGGCUCAACGGUGUCUGAUGCGCAUACAGCCGAUGAUAAUAAAGACAACCCUAACGGUGCUGGUGGUGAAAAUAUAACACCAUAUAGCCAUGUAUCAGCCAUAAGUGUUGUGUCCACAAUACCGGUACUAUGUGGCGGCGGUACGACUGGCGUACGUACCACUACCCUAGCGCCGGUGGUGUCGAGCAGCAGUAGCAGUAUAAAAAAUAUAGCUGUCAAUGCAGAGUCCAAUGUAAGUACGAUAUCUGUUAUUGGCAGCUAUGGCAGUACAUCCUCAGCGCCACGUUAUUUCCCUCCAUCAAGUACCAGCACAGUUGUGCCGACUGUUUCGAAGCGUCAAACAGCACCACCGAAAACGUCGACGCCACCGCCGCCACAAGAGGAAUCGUUAACGUACGAAUUGAAACCGGCUUUGCAGAAUAUCAAACUCACUAAGGCGAAAAAAGUACAAUGUGGCAUCGAGACAUCGGGCCUCUGUUCAGUUAUGUAAACGACACGAGCAAAAUUUUGGCACAUUAUUUAGAAACUAAAUGGAAUGCCAUGAAGGGUUUAACAUACUUAUAUAGUUUUUCAACUUUUCACAUUGGAAUGUGAAUGAGAGAAAUUUUACGCUAUUGUACAUAUGCAUAUACAUAUGUACAUGUGAAUAUGAGUGGAUAUGUGUAUUAUGCUGUUCGAUGUUUGGGGAAAUUACAUACCAACAUUGAUGAUAGAUUGUUAUUUUAGUAUGAACAUUUUAAAACAACAACAACAACAUUAAUGUUUUUAGUUUAAUUUUUUUUACCUUACUUUUAGAAAUGUAUUGAAACACUUAAUUUUGUUGAAUUCGGCGUACUUCUUUUGGUGCGCUUGCGCAAAUGAAUGUGUGUGCGUGAGUGCGUGUACAGUUAAGCGUGUGACUUGAGGUCAAUGCGUUUAUAUACUCUUUUAAAUACAUUAAAUAGACGCACUCGGUCAAACAUGAGUAUAUUCAAGCCAGCAAUUGCAUUCUCACUGCAACACAUUUGGAGUAUUUAUACCAAUAAACAGAAAAUAUAAAGAA